AACGUGAGUUGAGUCCCAGGACCGGACCAACCUCUCCGCUCCCUCUCGAGCCUUCCGUCCUUGGCUGGAGCUUAGCAAACCCUAGCGGGGCGAUUCUUUUCCCCCGAGGGUCACGAUGGAGCUCUAAAUUCAUUUCUUUUGGGAAAUAAUCCUUCCUUUUCUUCUUAUUCUUCCACUACCGAUGGGUUCACGGUUGCUCGCCUCCCCGCCCUCCCUCCUCGCGUCCGAGCCCCCGCGCAGACUCCCCAUCGUCGCCCCCCGGCCGCCGUCCCGCCUAUUUUUGCGCUGCCGUCACUUGACGUCGAGGAGAUCUCCUCCUCCGGUUUGUUCCGUCGGAUCCUCUUGGGCCGAUUCGGAUGAGAGCUUGAAUGACAGCGUUGGCGGCUGGUUCGUCCGCAAGCUCAGGAUCGAGGAGGAGGAGGAGAAUGUUGCUGCGCGGUCAAGACUCCACCUUGCUGGCAUUGUGGCUUCUGCAGCGAUCUUGUUGGCCGCGCUAGCAUAUUACCGUUCGGCCAAAAGAGAUUUCUGUCCACUCCUUACCAUACUCUCUCCCAUGUGCUUUGCUCUAAAAGAGCAGCAAGAUUCAAGCUCUUCCAGUUCAUCAUUGGCAAGCUUCAAGUUUUGCUUUACUGUUCCAUUUCACACUAUUUAUAAGAAUUUGAUGCCAGUGGGAUCUGAGAAGGAUCCAGAUAAUGAUAUUACAUCCACCAUAUUUGAAGUUGACCAAGUUUCAGAGAUCAACAUGGAUGAAGAGACUAAAUCAAAAGAGAACGAUUCAGCAGAUUCAGGGGCAAGAAAACAAAUCAUUGUUCCGGUUGCUGCUGAUACCACACAACAAGAAGCUGUAUCUGUUUUGAAAAAGCUGAAGAUCAUAGAAAAUGAUGUCAGUACUGAUGGAUUGUGUACCAGGAGAGAAUAUGCAAGAUGGUUUGUCAAAGCUAACUCUAUGUUAGAAAGGAACCCAAAGCACAAGAUACUUCCAAAGAUUUCAGCUGCUGGUCCAUUUGUUACAGCAUUUGAUGAUGUGAAUCUUGAUGAUCCUGAUUUUUGUUGCAUUCAGUCACUUGCAGAGGCUGGCAUAGUUCUUAGUAAGCUCUCUGCUCUGAAUUCAUCUAGCAUUUCAGACAAGGGUGCUUCUGGUGACUCGGAAAAGAUCUAUUUUUAUCCAGAAAGUUAUAUAUCGCGAUUCGAUCUGCUUAACUGGAAAGCUCUGUUAGAAUACCUAUUUUCUUCUGAAUUGGACGAGAAGAUGUUAAGGACCAAAGGGAACUUUUUGGAUCUGAGUGCGAGUAGAGGUGCAUCACCACAAUUAUUGUUGGACUUGAUGGCUUGUGAAAACAGCAUAACGAGAAGAGCUUUUGGAAACAUCAGACGCCUUCAACCACACAAGCCUGUAACCACAGCUCAAGCAGCGGUGGUGCUGACUAGUGGCAGAACGGCAGAUGCAAUCCAGCGGGAGCUCUCAAGACUUGGGGCUGAAAAUAUAUCAAGGUUACAAGAGGCGGAGGAAAUAAGAUGUGAGUUAGUUCAAAGAGGAGAUAUACAGAGGUUUUGGGAGGAGAAGUUGGCAAAAGAGCAAGAUAGGCACUUUGAGGUUGAAAAAGACCUUGAAGUUAUAUUUCUUGAUCUGGAAGAUGAGAAAGCAUCACUAGAUGGUAGGCUUGCUGAGUAUGCAAAAGAGAAAGCAGCACUGGACUGUCAACAACAUCUUCUCCAGUGUCUUAAGGAUGAAGUUGAAGGAAUGAAUGAUAAACUUGCAAGUGAAAGAGCCAACUUUAUAUCUGAGCAACAAAGUUUGGAAAGAUUUUCUGCUGAUUUAUGUGGCAAGAAGGACGGCAUAGUGGAAGCCAAAUCGAUACUGGAAGCUGAAAUAGAAGCUACCAGGAUUCUCAGGUCUUGGGUGGAGGAGGAAGCACUGCAAAUGCGAAAUCGAGCCGAUGUCCUAUCACAAGCUGUAUUGAGAUGGCAAUACACUGGUGUGUCUGGGCAGUCAGAGACAUUCUCAGUUGACAGCAACAGCUCUGAAAUUGUUCUAAAACCCAAUGGAGAACAGUCAGUAGCAUAGCUCUGAAAUUUUUGGUUGUAUUCUUUCUGCCUUUGUUGAUAAUAUCCCUGAAUAACAGGAGAUUUUCUUCUUUAUAUAUGACAAGCUGGUUUGCAGCCUGUUAUUCUGCUA
Messenger RNA from Musa acuminata AAA Group (dessert banana), 2176 nucleotides. RefSeq lists its product as uncharacterized. The transcript is spliced from 12 exons. NCBI's taxonomy places the organism in Eukaryota, Viridiplantae, Streptophyta, Magnoliopsida, Zingiberales, Musaceae. The coding region runs from base 182 to 2065 and encodes 627 amino acids. The record is from RefSeq and is a predicted model, not a curated record.